AUUAUGGGUAUCAAGAACGCGGUCCUGCUCUCUGUUGCAGCUCUUGCUCAAAUUGGCACUUGCACACCUACAGGUCAAAUUGAGCCACCCAUCCCUGAGCUCUCUCGUCGUGCGCCAAACACUAUCUGGAUUUGGGCUGGCCCUAAUUAUACUGGCCCAAGCCAGAGUCUUACUUACAACACCGUUAACGAGUGCCACGCCAUUAACUGGGACACCAUUGGGUCAAUCUGGUUGCCAGAUAACGUUGUUUGCACAUUUACCGUCAAGCCCGGCGAUUGUCAGGAUGAUGUUGGCAACUUCCGGUCUCAAACCAUCUUCCCCUCAGGCCUGGCAGAUAUCCGCCAGUGGUGGGAGCCAAGAAAGGCAGACUUCCCAGCUUACUGGUUCCACAAUGCCCGGUCAAUUCAAUGUGGUGGAGCAAACUUUUAG
This is a messenger RNA of Trichoderma virens Gv29-8, 429 nucleotides long. RefSeq lists its product as uncharacterized. The transcript is spliced from 4 exons. Lineage: Eukaryota; Fungi; Ascomycota; Sordariomycetes; Hypocreales; Hypocreaceae. The annotation marks the transcript as partial. The record is from RefSeq and is a predicted model, not a curated record.